This is a messenger RNA of Lynx canadensis (Canada lynx), 1643 nucleotides long. RefSeq names its product sigma non-opioid intracellular receptor 1 (gene SIGMAR1). The record is from RefSeq and is a predicted model, not a curated record. Gene Ontology annotation, cellular component: endoplasmic reticulum. The coding region runs from base 133 to 804 and encodes 223 amino acids. NCBI's taxonomy places the organism in Eukaryota, Metazoa, Chordata, Mammalia, Carnivora, Felidae. The transcript has 5 exons.
CCCACUUUUUGUGCUAGCAAAGAUCACAAUCACAAGUCGAUCGCCUGCUGCAAAUUUGAGAAGGGGGCCAAUCCACUCUGCUUGUCACCGCUACCUACCCCGACCACCACCCACACGCGGACGCCUGCCGGGAUGCAGUGGGCCGUGGGCCGGCGGUGGGUGUGGGCCGCGCUGCUCCUGGCUGCCGCUGCUGUGCUGGCCCAGGUGGUCUGGCUCUGGCUGGGCACGCAAAGCUUCGUCUUCCAGCACGAAGAGAUCGCGCAGCUGGCCCGGCAGUAUGCGGGGUUGGACCACGAGCUGGCGUUCUCUCGGCUGAUCGUGGAAUUACGGCGGCUGCACCCAGGCCACGUGCUGCCCGACGAGGAGCUGCAGUGGGUGUUUGUGAACGCGGGCGGCUGGAUGGGCGCCAUGUGCCUUCUGCACGCCUCGCUGUCCGAGUACGUGCUGCUCUUCGGCACCGCCCUGGGCUCUGGCGGCCACUCGGGGCGCUACUGGGCUGAGAUUUCCGACACCAUCAUCUCUGGCACCUUCCACCAGUGGAGAGAGGGCACUACCAAAAGUGAGGUCUUCUACCCAGGGGAGACCGUGGUCCACGGGCCUGGUGAGGCAACAGCUGUGGAAUGGGGGCCAAAUACAUGGAUGGUGGAGUAUGGUCGGGGUGUCAUCCCAUCUACCUUGGCCUUCGCGCUGGCUGACACAAUCUUCAGCACCCAGGACUUCCUCACGCUCUUCUAUACUCUUCGCGCCUAUGCCCGGGGCCUCCGGCUUGAGCUCACCACCUACCUCUUUGGCCAGGACCCCUGACCAGCCAGGCCUGAACGAGGACCUGUGGAUGGACAGGAGCAGGCAGGCCUGCAUACAUCCACUUUCUGGAGCCCAUGUGAAAAGACAGGGACACAACAUGCAACUACUAAGUUCCUGAUGUACGAGCAGGGACACACAUGCUUAUGUAACCAAAUACAGAGACUCGUGGGAACAUAUGGGACAUACAUGCAGAUACAAUCCCAUGUGUACGGCAGCAUCAUACGUUCACAACCAUCCAGAGAGGGAACCCCACAUGUACCAAGGGGGCCAGUCAUAUUCAGACAUACCACAAGCUUGAAUCACUAACUCAAGCCUUUUCCAGAGCUUUCCUGCCACCAGUCAAGGCUCUGGAGUUGGUGAUGGGUGUAGGUAUUAUACUCUGUCUGGGCCUGACCCUUCAACCCAACAGCAGCUGAGGUGGGAGGGAGAUGAAGGGUUGCCUGUGGAGGCCCCCCUCAUCUCCCCAUCCUCACCAUAUGCCUUACCUCAUUCUGUUCCCCUUACUAUGCAAGUGCUCUCAUGGCCUGUCCCCACUCUUAGCAACUAAGUCAGCUGGGAGAACCGUAAGAAUGGAGAAUGCUGAGGUCAGGGUCCUUCUAUCCUGAAAGACCCCCAUGCCUUUCCCCCAUUCGUCCCUUAGGAGUGUGAUUGGGGGAGGCUGGCCUCAGCUCAGGGCCCACUGCUGGGCAGAGGACCUAGAGAAGUUAGCCUAGGUCCAGGGGGCCAUCCCUGGCCUACAAAGGCCUUUUCUGCACACAUACACCCUCAUCACAGCUUCCACAUACUGCCCUUGAUGUCUGUCCACCUGUCUCUGUUAAUAAAGACUUGUUGAACAGUCA